This is a messenger RNA of Trichechus manatus latirostris (Florida manatee), 4545 nucleotides long. RefSeq names its product serum amyloid A like 1 (gene SAAL1). Gene Ontology annotation, cellular component: nucleoplasm. Lineage: Eukaryota; Metazoa; Chordata; Mammalia; Sirenia; Trichechidae. Bases 6 to 1424 code for a protein of 472 amino acids. The record is from RefSeq and is a predicted model, not a curated record. Gene Ontology annotation, biological process: positive regulation of synoviocyte proliferation. The transcript has 12 exons.
GAGGCAUGGACCGCAACCCAUCUCCUCCGGUGCUGAGUUGGGACGAGGAGAAGGACGAGGAGGUGGCCAGAGGAGACUGCAUAGGGAGCACGGUCUACAGCAAACACUGGCUCUUCGGCGUCCUUAGUGGGCUUCUCCAGAUUAUUAACCCUGAAAAUACCAAAUCCAGCUCAGAUGAUGAGGAGCAGCAGAUAGAGCUUGAUGAAGAAAUGGAGAAUGAAAUUUGCAGAGUAUGGGAUAUGUCAAUGGAUGAGGAUGUGGCUUUAUUUCUCAAAGAAUUUAAUGCUCCUGACAUAUUUAUGGGAGUAUUGGCCAAAUCCAAGUGUCCUCGAUUAAGAGAAAUCUGUGUGGGAAUUUUAGGCAAUAUGGCCUGUUUCCAGGAAAUAUGUAUAUCCAUCAGCAAUGAUAAAAAUCUUGGACAGGUAUUAUUGUACUGUCUGUAUGAUUCAGACCCCCCGACUCUGCUGGAAACAAGCAGGUUGUUGCUUACUUGCCUUUCCCGGACAGAAGUGGCCAGUGUCUGGGUUGAAAUGAUCCGGGAACUUCCGGCUAUUUAUGAUAGCAUUUGCUUCAUCAUGUCAAGUUCAACAAAUGUUGACUUGCUGGUGAAGGUGGGGGAGGUUGUAGAUAAGCUCUUUGAUUUGGAUGAGAAACUAAUGUUGGAAUGGAUUAGAAAUGGGGCAGCUCAGCCUCUGGACCAACCCCAGCAAGAUUCUGAAGAGCGACCAGUGUUUAGGAUUGUGCCCUGUAUACUGGAAGCUGCCAAACAAUUACGUUCUGAAAAUCUAGAAGGGCUGGAUGUUUACAUGCAUAUCUUACAGCUACUUACCACAGUGGAUGAUGGAAUUCAAGCAAUUGUACAGUGUCCUGAUGCUGGAAAAGACACUUGGAGUUUACUUUUUGACCUGGGCUGCCAUGAAUUUUGCCAGUCUGAUGAUCCACCCAUCAUCCUUCAAGAACAGAAAACUGUGCUAGCCUCUGUUUUUUCAGUGUUGUCUGCCAUCUAUGCUUCCCAGGCUGCACAGGAGUAUCUAAAGAUAGAAAAAGUAGAUCUUCCUCUAAUUGACAGCCUGACUCGGGUCUUACAAAAUGUGGAACGUUGUCAGAAGAAACCAGAGAACUCGGCAGAGUCUAACACAGACGAGACUAAGAAGUCUGACUUAAUGCGAGAUGAGUUACACUUGAAAAUCUUAAAGGACAUUUCGUGUGAAUUUCUUUCUAAUAUUUUUCAGGCAUUAACAAAGGAGACUAUGGCUCAGGGACUGAAGGAGGGCCAUUUAAGCAAACAGAAGUGUUCCUGUGCAUUUCAAAACCUUCUUCCUUUGUACAGCCCCGCGGUGGAAGACUUUCUUAAAAUCCUACAUGAGGUUGAUAAGACCCUUGCCGAUGACCUGGAGAAAAGCUUCCCAAGUUUGAAGGUUUAGACUUAAAACUGAAUUGGAAUUUCUUCUGCCCAAGAAAUAAACUUUAUUUUUCCUCACUGACAGUUGAAAUUGAUAUAUAGGAAAUAUCAGAUAAAGCCCAUAUUAGACCAUAAUUAUCUGGUGGUACACUCAUGCCCUACUUCCUCCCCCAGCUUUGUCUCACGUUUAUUUAGCAUUAGGAUCUGGAAUUUCAGACCUCUAUCACUUUUUCAUAGUUAAAAACAUAAACCACCACCAUCCCCCCUCUUCUUUAUGUUGGUUAUGUGGUAUUUAUUAUCUUUACGUGAAGAAAACAAAAAUACAAGCUUAUUUUGAGGUUCUUUUUUAAGGUAUUUGAGGGGUUGGUGAGGAUUUCUUUGUAACUCGUGGUUCUGAUUUUUAUGUGAGAAUUUUGUAUUUGUAUCUGUUAAAAGUGCACUCGGUUGCACUAAUGGAAAACCCUACUAUAGUAGCUUAAACUGAUAGCUUUUAUGUAUCUUAUGCAAUAAGAAAUCCAGAGGUGUGUGGUCCAGGCCUGAUAAGGUAGCUCAGGGACCCUGACUCCUUUUACCUUUCCACAUGGUCUGCCAUGUAGACCUUCGUGUUUAUUCUUUUUGUCAUGGUUAAAGGGACUUCACCGUUUCAGGGUCUUUUGUCCACAUUCAGGGAGGAAAAAGGAGAAAGAAGUAUAGGGGCUUUCUCCUAGCAAGUCUUUACCUUUUUAUUUGGGAAGAACAGCUCACCAUAGCCAGAACCCUGUUGUAUGGCCAUCAUUAGCUAUAAGUAUUUGAAGUUAAGAGCUUUUUUCUUUUUAGACUCUAUAGGAGAAAAAGGCAAGACUGUCAAUCCACAGUGUUUGGCAAACUGUGCAAACAUAUUUUAGCCAUUUUGUGACUAUAAUUUGUGUUGAUUCCACACCAGAUUAUUAGUAACAGCUCGAAAGUUAUUGGUAUUAGUUUAGCUUUGUUGCGUUUCAGAAAUUCUUUUUUCAGUAUGAAAGUAGAAAUACUAACAUUUUGAUUAAAACUCUCUAACAGAAUUCUCUAUUUUUAGCAUGAUUCCCGUGGUAGAAUUUCAAAAAAUUAUUUACUUCAGUGAAUUCAGGAUUUUUAAAUUAAGAUUGAGGAAGUUUAAUAACUUCUGAAUGUUCACAAACUGUGCAGUACAUGAUUUUCCCCUCAUACUUCAUCUUUCUUUAUAGUGCUUCCUCAUGAAACAUACUCAGAGAAUAUAGCCAGGUACACUUAACAAAAGUAGCCAUUUGUAUCAUUUUAAUUACUAAAAUUGAACUUUUAAUAGAUUUUAAGAAAAUAUCAGUUACGAAUAACAAAGCCAACUUUUUAAACAUCUCUUCUGGUUUAGCCUCUUCCGAACUUAUUUCAGGACGUUUUUGGUUUUGAAGCAUUGCUCUUAUGUCACACUUUUGUUUUCCUUGAGCUACUUUUGCAGAUAAAACACAGAUACCAUUAUUGGUAACAGAUACACAAUUUUCAUUUUGGAGGUAGUUUUAUUUUAAAGUGUCACUGCUGAAAAAAAUUGAACUGUAAAAUUCAAAUCUUAGAGUUGAAACCCUAAUUAGUAGGUUUACUUUAUGUGCGUUUGCCUGUCUUUGGCAGUGGCCUAAACUAUUGGCUGAAUAUGUGACUGUUUUUAAGGUGAGAUUUCAAAGGCACCAAUGAAAGCACUCUUCUGCCUGCUAACUGAUAUUAAAAUCUCCACACUUGUUAUUCCUGUAAGUUGUUCAAGAUGCAAAUAUACUUCAAGUUGUUAGUUUUGAUUGCCUGUGUGCAUAUGAAUUUCACAUUUUUUUCCAUGAGAGCAUGUUUUAAAAAGGGGAACCUAAGGACCUUGGAUAUCUGAGGAAGGGAGUUCUCCCCAUAAAGAGUAAGUUGCACAGAGAAAGGAUACAUCAUGGGAAGACUGGGCAUGUCCAAGUUGUUUGUCUGUUUCACAUUUCUGCCUCCAGCUUGCCCUGUUUACUUUGUUACUUCUUGCUAUUGUAAUAUUAUGAGGUGGCAUUUUCAUAGUAUUUUGAUAUGUUUGAAAACUUCCUGAAUCUGCCAAUAAUAAUAAAUUGUUUUUUUUUUUUUAAAUACAAAACAUGAGCAGUGUUAAAAACUUUUUUUUUAACCGUUUGGUGACCUGUGGGACAUACUGUAUCGCAGCCACUUUUUAUGCCUCUGGAGUUCUUUGGGAAGGAGGUGCCCCAAUUUUAACUCAUGUAGCCUCAAGGUGGGAGCCUUUUGACAUGUGUAAAACUCAAGAACCUUGAGUUGGAGCCUCAUUUUUAUGUAGAUUGAGCAUUGUCUUAGGUGAUGCCUCAUGGAUGUGUGAAUUUUCUAGACUUUUGAUAGGUCUGCCUUUAUUUCUGUGAGAUAAGCCUCCUUAUUAUUUUCUUGUGUGAAUGUUCUUGAGUACACUAUUCACAGUCUUUGUUCAGUCAUAGUGACCAUUUUCUCCUUGGUGCCAUUCAUUAUUUCUAGGUUAUUACUGGCGCUCUGCUUUUCUAACUUCUGAACAGUAAAUAAUGCCUUUGCAAUAAGGAAGAAUGCAUUGUAGUGGUACUUUUCAAGAGACUCGAACUCCUAUAAGUUAUUCUUACCCUGUAUUCAGUCUUAGGGCCCAAUCAUUGCUUCCAUGUGUAGCAGGUGAAUGUACCGCUGUGAGCAGUUCUGCAGUAUUCCAGGGCAGCUGUUUCUGCUUCUUAGUUUUUAGUACUGCUUUCGUUUUAAUGAAGAAUACAUAGUAGUGGUAAUUUUCCUAAGAUUCAAAUUCUUUUAGUUUCAUUUAUCUAGCCUGUCAGUACAGCUUUUGCAAUAAGGUAUAAUGCAUUGUAGUGGUAAUUUUCUUGAGAUAAAAAAUUCCUUGGCUUUGUUUAUUUGGGCUGUAAGUACUGCUUUUGCAGUAAGGAAGAAUGUAUUGUAUCAUGUUUUGAAAAGCUUUAUAAAAAAGCUAAGAAGGAGAAUAAAAUGUAUGUGCCGUCAUUGCCAGGUCGCUUCAUGUUUUCCUUUAUGUUUUGUAAAUUUUCAAGAAAUAAAAUUAAAAGAAUGAUUUUAUCCUUGACUCAUAUUGGUAGGAUUUACGACAUUCAGAGUCUGCUGGGACAUAUGUGAUCCCAGAUAAUGGGUAUCAGAAUCCAUAA